Messenger RNA from Seminavis robusta, 1728 nucleotides. Lineage: Eukaryota; Bacillariophyta; Bacillariophyceae; Naviculales; Naviculaceae. The record is from the annotation of a GenBank genome assembly.
AUGAUAGGCACUAUUGGGACUCGCAGUACCUCUUUAGCCUUGAGAUCUAGACUUUUUCCCACGGCGAAACUCCUGCACCCACGGCAUUUUGCCUCGGAUAAUCCAGGCGAAAAACCUAUCAGUCUUUGGUACCCCAUUGUCGGAGGCUUGGUUAUCACAAUUGGAGGAGGAAUCAAGUGGUGGCAUGAUCAUGUUGGUGGACCGGAAGGACUAAAGCGCUCAGCCCAUUUCUACAGCUAUGCCAUUCCCAAGUACCUGGUAUAUCGUUAUCACGUGUGGAGAAAGAGCCCAGAUGAGGUUUGGGAGGCACUGGACAAUGAUACCAGCAAAGGGGGUCUCAAAAAGAUUCAGGACUUGCGUGGAUUUUACAUCAAAGCGGGUCAAAUGGCAGCUGCCAAUGUUGGUGAUGGUUUCCCUGAAAUUUGGCAGAAAACCAUGAGUGUCUUGCAAGACCAAUGCCCCGAAGAAGACUUUGAGACUAUCAAAGCUAUCGUUUCAAAGGAGCUAGACUUCGACAGUGUGUUUGCUACGUUUGAAGAACGACCUAUUGGGGCAGCUUCUAUUGGUCAAGUACACAGAGCCACCCUGAAAGAUGGAACAAGAGUGGUAGUGAAGGUCAUGUAUCCUUCAGCAGAAGAACUGCUUCGAGGAGAUGUGAGAACCAUCAAAGCGUUUGCCCAGAUAGCGCAACCGGUCCAUGUACCGGCACUAGAACAGAUUGAGGUGCAAUACAUGGAGGAGUUUGACUAUCGAGCAGAGGCAAAGCACUUGGCCACAGUACGCGACAAUCUAAUUGCUGCAGGACUAGCCGGCAAAGACGCAGUGGCGAACCAAAAACUGUGCUUGGUGCCCAAACCGUACUUGGAUUUGUGUACCAAGAGAGUCCUGGUCAUGGAAGAGCUCCUGGGAGACAAACUUGCCGAUGCGUUGAAACAGGAACAGAAAGCACUGGCGAAUCGUACAGGUGAAUCGGUCGAAGCAUUCACUAAGCGAAUCAAAGCGGAGGAAGAGGAAGCGAAGGCCAAAGGUGAACAGCUACAUGGGCCUUCUAGUUCGGACUAUGAUUUGCUCAUUUCGGUGUUGGAUAGCAAACGAAAGACUACCAAUGCACUGAGAAUGCUUUACAACACGACAAUUGGAUUGCUCCCAGGGACGACCAAGAAGGAGCUCGAGGACAAAAGUACCUUGCCAAUCAACCACGCAAAGAUGAUUGACGACUUGAUCUACAUUCAUGGCCAUGAGGUUCUUGUAGACGGUUACUUCAACGGGGACCCUCACCCCGGAAACAUUCUGUUGGUUCGGGGUCAAGAUGGACGGCCCGGCCUUGGCCUGAUCGACUACGGUAGCACGAAGCAACUGUCAAAGGAAAAGAGGCAUCUCUUUUGCAAGCUUGUGAUUGCACUUGCGAACGAAGACCGGGAAGCUAUCGUAAGCCUCAUGAAAGAGGCUGGGUGGAAAUCAAAGCGCAUGGAUCCCAAUGUUAUUUAUCUGUUUGCCAAAGUUAGUUACGAUGAGGACAACUACAAGCUCACCGAGGGAAUGCAUAUUCAAUUGUUCGUCGAGGAACUUCAGGCACGCGAUCCCAUCAAUGAAAUGCCCAAGGACUUCAUAAUGAUAUAUCAAACUUCCAUACGGUUGCGAGGUUUGGCGCACGCACUUCACCAGCCAAGAAGUCUAGCAAAAGCAUGGAAACCGAUUGCGGAGAGAGUUCUGAGAGAGGAUUUAUGA